AUGUUAAUACCACCCGGCGCGGGCAUUUUCUGCUACUGCUGCUGCGGGCUCCUCCGUCCGAGACAGAUGUUGCGAAACCAAGGCCUCCUCAAGUGCCGCUGCCGCAUGCUCUUCAAUGACCUGAAGGUCUUCCUGCUGCGGAGACCCCCCGCGCCGCCGCCGCCCUCCCCGCCGCCGCCGCUCCCCAUGCCCGGCGGCGCAGAGGCGGCGGCGGCCGCUCCGCCCGGGGGGCGCGGGCCCGCAUGGCGGGCGGCGGGCGGCGGCGGCGGCGCGGGCAGCCCGGCCGCCGAGGAGUGGGGCAGCCCCGCCGGGGAGCCGCCCGCCUCGCUGCCCAGCAGCACCUCCUCGGAUGACUUCGGCAAGGGCAAGGCCGAGGACCGCUACUCGCUGGGCAGCAGCGUCGACAGCGGCAUCCGCACGCCGCUCUGCAGGAUCUGCUUCCAGGGGCCCGAGCAGGGGGAGCUGCUGAGCCCGUGCCGAUGCGAUGGAUCUGUGAAGUGCACGCACCAGCCAUGUCUGAUCAAAUGGAUUAGUGAGAGAGGCUGCUGGAGCUGUGAGCUGUGCUACUACAAGUAUCACGUCAUUGCCAUAAGCACAAAGAACCCUCUGCAGUGGCAGGCCAUCUCUCUGACAGUCAUUGAGAAGGUUCAGAUAGCAGCAGCCAUCCUGGGUUCCCUCUUCCUCAUCGCCAGUAUCUCGUGGCUCAUCUGGUCGACCUUCAGUCCUUCAGCCAAGUGGCAGCGCCAGGACCUGCUCUUCCAGAUCUGCUAUGGAAUGUAUGGCUUCAUGGACAUUGUCUGUAUAGGUCUAAUAAUACACGAAGGGCCCUCAGUUUACCGGAUUUUUAAACGGUGGCAGGCGGUCAAUCAGCAGUGGAAAGUGCUGAACUAUGACAAAACAAAGGACAUGGAGGAGCAAAAAACAGGGACCAGGACAAAUCAGCGCCCCUCCUCCCAAACCAACCACUCGUCCUCCACUGGUGGUACAGCCACUAACUCCGCUCCAGCCGACAGCGGGGCACGGGCUGCCGGCCAUGCCACAGGCACCCUCUCUGACCACCACUGUGCUUACACCAUCCUGCAUAUACUCAGCCACCUGAGGCCUCACGAACAGAGGAGUCAGUCUAGUAGUAACAGAGAGCUCGUCAUGAGGGUCACGACGGUCUGAGCCGAGGAAUUCAGGAGGCCUUAACACGAAGCGGAAGAGACAAAAGAACUCAUAAAGCAGAGGAGCAUGGUGUGCCUUUUUCUUUCUCUUUCCUUUUUUCUUUUUUUUUUUUUUUUCUUCUCUCCUUUUCUUUUUUCAGUAACUGCACAAGAUAUAAGAGGCGGCACCUGGCCAGCUAAGGAAAAAAGCAGGUGGAGGGAGAGCUGCACACUCAUGCUAAAGAGGUUAAUGUUUUCCAGCCUGUUUAAAAAAAAAAAAAAAAAGAAAAAAAAAAAAGAAAAAAAAUAACAACACAAAUCACAAAAAAAACCAACAAAACAAGUGCAAUACAGACUACAAACUGAGUAGGCAGAGCUCUGGGGAAGCAGAGGAACAGACGGUUUAGCAUGUCUUACAAAUCCUAUUACCUGGAAUAGGAAACGCUCUGUGCACAGCCCCCGUACACACACGCACGCGCACACAAACACACACGUAGUGUGAGAUUUAUAAAAACGUGGAAGGGAAUGAAAUACUUGGAGUGUUUUUAUUUUCCAGACUCCAGUUAACCAGGGCUAUGAGUUGUUUUGUUUCAUGAGUCACUGGAGCCUUGUUUGAUUUACUGUGGGGUACCUGAAAUGAAAUGGCUGGGGAUUUUUCAGUAUUGAUUUACAGAAGAGAGGGUGAAUCAUCUCACUAAGAAAAUCUUAACAAAAUCCAGGCAUACCCAAAUUUCACCAAGAAGCCUGUUUUUUCAUAAUGUUCCUGACAAGGGGUUUGUGAGGGUAGGACUGGGAGGGGGGAGGGCGCUCCAUGACCUUUAUUUGACGUAUAGGCAUUUUUGGCAAAUUUUGUACAAACGUUCCGCAGGUGUUUCAAGCACAAGUACUGGUGUGAUUCAUGCCUUCAUAACCCCAAAUCCAGCAUCCAGACCUUGCCACCCACACACAUCAUUUUCCAUGCAGACAUUCCAGGUUAAUUUCCUUCCAUUUUACUCUAAUCACAAGAAGCUGGCCCAUCUUUGGUGGGUUUCUGCUCCCUUGCUGAUUCACACACUCAUGCAUUAGAGAUGUACUUUUUUUUUUUUUUUUUUUGGGUGUCUGUAUCUCUGCUGCUCAAUUUGCAACAGUCUCACUCAGUCUUGUAGGCUGAUCCUUUCACAUCCGCUCUGUUAGUUUAUUAUAGAGUCUAUUCCAUUCAAUCAUCCAAAAGAGAGUUAGUCUGAAGAGGGAGCAGAGUUGCUGACUGACUGUGUAGCACUUCUAAUAAGUCUCCUUUUCUGGGAUAUAUCCUUGAAGGUAUCGGUUGCUCUUCAGGAACAUUCUCUUUCAAUGCACAAUGGCUGAAUCAUUUGUGGAUAUUAAAGGGACACUGUCAAGUACUUUUUAAAUAGUUUUUAGGGUUUGGGCUUUUUUUACUCUCCAUUGUUUGUAAUAUUCUCUUACAAGCUUGAAAAUAAAAUUUCUUUCC
Molecule: messenger RNA, 2613 nt
Organism: Oenanthe melanoleuca
Lineage: Eukaryota; Metazoa; Chordata; Aves; Passeriformes; Muscicapidae
Gene: MARCHF4
Product: membrane associated ring-CH-type finger 4
Exons: 4
Coding region: 1-1167 (388 amino acids)
Biological process (GO): protein ubiquitination
Molecular function (GO): zinc ion binding; ubiquitin-protein transferase activity
Source: RefSeq, a predicted model, not a curated record